CAAAAAAUCCUCUCUAUAUAUAUUAAUCACUCUCUCUGCAAUACAUAUAUAAAAGGACUUGCCUUCUCUAAUAUCUGAUUGUAUCUCUCCAUAUAUAUCUCUUAUAUAUUUGUUCACAAAGUCAGCGCCACCUUUUUAUUAGUGUUGUGAUAUCUCUCCAAUUGAUCUCUCUCUAGCUUCAUCUCUCUGCACAACGAUGAGUGAGUUUGCAAUGGAAGAUUGGGAUUUGCAAGCUGUAGUUAGAGGGUUCAGCAGUGGCUCAACCAGUAUUGAAAGCCCAUCAAAAUGGUUUGGUCCUUUGUCCACACAACACGAAGAAGACGAUGACCUUUUUCUCAGUACUAGUAUUCCUGAAUUUUAUGAUACAGCAACAGUUUUGGAUGAGCUAGAGCAACUAUACAAGCCCUUUUACCCCAUGUUUAACCCCAUCUCUCCACAAACCAUCUUCGGCACUUCAUCUAUUCUAUCUGUUCACAAACAAGAGAAAGAGAGAGAGAGAGAGAGAGAGAAAGAGAGAGAGCAAGAAGAGGUUCAAGACAAGCAAUCUAUUGCUAGCCCUGAAAAUAUUGUUGCCAGUGAUACCAGUAUUUCUUCUCAUGAAGCUAAACACAGAAAAAGGAAGAAUCAGCAAAAAAAGGUGGUGCUCCAAGUAACAGCAGAUGGUCUCUCUUCUGAUAUGUGGGCUUGGCGUAAAUAUGGUCAAAAACCCAUCAAAGGAUCUCCCUACCCAAGAAGCUAUUACAGGUGCAGUAGCUUGAAAGGAUGUUUAGCAAGAAAGCAAGUGGAGCGCAGCCAUUUGGAUCCAACAAUGUUUAUUGUAACCUACACUGCUGAACACAGCCACGCUAAGCCCACUCGCCGGAGCUCCCUGGCUGGCACUACCCGGCAAAGAAGCCCCACCAGUACCGGCAAUGAUCAGCUUGUUGUCACGCCAACCGCCAGUCCCAUUUCAGCUGGAAGCACUCUAUCUCCGACAACCAUUGAAGAUGAUCAGUACUUUCUACAAGCUGAAACCAUAAAGAAUGAGUGCAAAGUAGAUGAUGAACAAGUAGUUCAAGAUAUGAUAUUGAGUGAUGACUUCUUUAGUGGCUUAGAUUUUGGACUAGAUGGACUGGCUCCUGAUGUAGCGUUUGACUAUGCUAUCCCUGAUCAAUUUAAUUUUCAAAUGAGCUUUCCUUGCUAAUGUUCGUUGAGUGAUCUAGAGAGAGUUAAAAUUUUCCCUUCUAAGAUUUGUCCUAGUAAAGAGAGUCACUGUUGUUUGUA
Messenger RNA from Cornus florida, 1263 nucleotides. RefSeq names its product WRKY transcription factor 22-like. Bases 197 to 1183 code for a protein of 328 amino acids. Gene Ontology annotation, cellular component: nucleus. Gene Ontology annotation, molecular function: transcription cis-regulatory region binding; DNA-binding transcription factor activity. Gene Ontology annotation, biological process: regulation of DNA-templated transcription. NCBI's taxonomy places the organism in Eukaryota, Viridiplantae, Streptophyta, Magnoliopsida, Cornales, Cornaceae. The transcript has 3 exons. The record is from RefSeq and is a predicted model, not a curated record.